GCCCCGGUUUCUCCCUUCCGAGUCAACCCCGCCGUGCCCUAGCUAACACCGGCCGCCGCCGACGCCGCGCUCCCGCUCCCGCUCCCAUCCCCACCACCAACACCUCCGCCUCCCGCCCCCCACCGCCAUCUCCGUCCUUCCUCGCCCCGACAUCACGCUCCUGCUGUCCCCACCCCGUCCCAGUCUUUGGCCAUUGGGAUUGACAUCUGAGGUUGUCUCCAUCCAGCGAGUAGUGAAAUCCCACUGACCUUCACAAUUUCGGCACGCCGUCUGGAUCCGCCCCUGGCUGAUGGAGUGCGUGGUGCAGGGCAUCAUCGAGACCCAGCAUGUUGAAGCUCUGGAGGUUCUUCUCCAAGGCCUCUCUGGUGUCCCAAAGGAACGUGUGAGGGUGCAUGAGCUCUGUCUUAAAAGUGUACCAAUGCUAGGAGCUGUCCCAUCAGAGGUUCGUUUGUUGUGUGAUUUAGCUCAGCCUACACCAUCCUGGACCAUAAGACAUGUUGGUGGUGCCAUGAGAGGUGCCGGUGCAGAGCAAAUCUCAAUUCUUGUGCGUACAAUCGUAGAAAGCAAAGCCAGCAGCAAUGUGUUACGUUACUUCUACGGCAUCGGCUACAAGUUAGAUCAUGAAAUCUUGAAGGUUGGCUUUGCGUUUCGCUUCCAGCGAGGUGCCCAGUUCACCGUGACUGUGACUUCUGCCAACAAGAUGCCAAAACUGCAUGCGACCGACGAAGCUGUGCAGGUCACUCCUGGAAUACAGCUGGUGGAGAUCACAGCACCAGCCGCUGCUAACAAUUACAAUGAUGUUGUUUCAGCUGUCACCUCAUUCUGUGAAUAUCUAGCGCCGCUGCUGCAUCUCUCUAAACCAGGCAAUUCAACUGGAAUCGUCCCGACUGCUGGUGCUGCUGCUGCCUCGCUCAUGUCAAGUGGUGGUGCGAAAACAUUGUAAUGUUCGUCAUAUGUAAUCCUUCAGGCGGCAUGCUGGUCUGUACUUCUAGUCAGUUGAUUAGAAUGCAUGAAUAACACUAUGAUACCUCGAAAUGGUAUGAUUAAACAAGUAUUGUUGGCACUGUGUUGGAAAAAGUAUUCUUGGCACUGGGAUUUGUAACUUGUAUAAGAGUUGACAAUCAGCAGCCUAAGCAUCUCUGCUUAGUUGGAACUUAUCUCGAAGUAGUACGCGGUACA
This is a messenger RNA of Triticum urartu, 1179 nucleotides long. RefSeq names its product mediator of RNA polymerase II transcription subunit. Lineage: Eukaryota; Viridiplantae; Streptophyta; Magnoliopsida; Poales; Poaceae. The record is from RefSeq and is a predicted model, not a curated record. Gene Ontology annotation, molecular function: transcription coregulator activity. Gene Ontology annotation, biological process: regulation of transcription by RNA polymerase II; termination of RNA polymerase II transcription. Gene Ontology annotation, cellular component: core mediator complex; mediator complex.